ACUAAAAUGCUUUGGAAAUUACAGAGUCCAUCCUGGUGGAUCACCAAGGAAAACUCGCAAAUCUGCUCGAAGUGGUGCAGUGAACCCAAUUGAUGUUGCUACAACAUCAAAACGGACUGGGAGGGACCUGCAGAAGUUUGUCGUGCAGGAAACAGUUUCUAAAGGAAGAGGUGUGUUUGCAACUGAACAAAUUCAUAAGGGGGAAUUUCUGUGCAUAUAUAAUGGCGACCUCAUAUCAGAGGAAGAGGGAAGGCAAAGAGAGAAGGAAGAAGGCUCAUGUUUUCGAUUUUUCUUCACCACUCCAAGCACUUCACACACUGGAAUAAUUAGGAUGUGUGUGGAUGCAACCAGAGAACCUGAUGGGGAAGGACUGAUCUUAGGGAGGCUAGUCAACCAUGGCACUAAACGACAACAGAAUGCACAUGUAAAGGUGCUUCAAAUAGACACACAGCCAACACUCUGCCUGUUUGCCCUGCGCAAUAUAUCUCCUGGACAAGAGAUCCUGUAUGAUUAUGGGAUUUCUGAAAAAGACCUCCCAUGGAACCAGCUGCAGCCUGACACUCAUGCUGCUGGUGACUCUGCAGCCGAUGGUCACAUGAAAUGCCCUGCUGAAACUCAGGCUUCUGGUGACUCAGCAGCCGAUGGCCACUUGGAAUGCCCUGCUGAAACUCAGGCUUCUGGUGACUCAGCAGCCGAUGGCCACAUGGAAUGCCCUGCUGAAACUCAGGCUUCUGGUGACUCUGCAGCUGAUGGCCACAUGGAAUGCCCUGCUGAAACUCAGGCUUCUGGUGACUCUGCAGCCGAUGGUCACAUGAAAUGCCCUGCUGAAACUCAGGCUUCUGGUGACUCUGCAGCCGAUGGUCACAUGAAAUGCCCUGCUGAAACUCAGGCUUCUGGUGACUCUGCAGCCGAUGGCCACAUGGAAUGCCCUGCUGAAACUCAGGCUUCUGGUGACUCUGCAGCCGAUGGUCACAUGAAAUGCCCUGCUGAAACUCAGGCUUCUGGUGACUCUGCAGCCGAUGGUCACAUGAAAUGCCCUGCUGAAACUCAGGCUUCUGGUGACUCUGCAGCCGAUGGUCACAUGAAAUGCCCUGCUGAAACUCAGGCUUCUGGUGACUCUGCAGCCGAUGGUCACAUGGAAUGCCCUGCUGAAACUCAGGCUUCUGGUGACUCUGCAGCCGAUGGCCACAUGGAAUGCCCUGCUGAAACUCAGGCUUCUGGUGACUCUGCAGCCGAUGGCCACAUGGAAUGCCCUGCUGAAACUCAGGCUUCUGGUGACUCUGCAGCCGAUGGCCACUUGGAAUGCCCUGCUGAAACUCAGGCUUCUGGUGACUCUGCAGCUGAUGGCCACUUGGAAUGCCCUGCUGAAACUCAGGCUUCUGGUGACUCUGCAGCCGAUGGCCACAUGAAAUGCCCUGCUGAAACUCAGGCUUCUGGUGACUCUGCAGCCGAUGGCCACAUGGAAUGCCCUGCUGAGACUCAGGCUUCUGGUGACUCUGCAGCCGAUGGCCACAUGAAAAGUCUUAUUGAUACUCGGGCUACUGGGGACACUGCAGUGUAUGGUCACUUGGAUUACCCUGCUGACACUCAGGCAUCUAGGGACUCUGCAGCCAAUGGUGAUGUCUUGCUGAUUGACACCUGGGUUAACAGGAACUUUACAGCCGAUGGCCACAUGGAAUACUGUGCUGACGCUCAGGCUACUAAGGACUCCGUAGCCAGUGACAAAAGGGAAUGCCCUGCUGAUGUUUCUCCAAACAAGUCAUAUGUAGAGGACUCUGAUACAAGUUCAGAGAUCUCUUUCAUCAUUCCACUACCGUGCAACUCGAGAAAACCAUUGAUGGAAACUUCAAACAGAGCCACAGUUCCUGUAUUUCUGUACAAUGAAACAUACCUCAAUUCAUCAUGCUCUACCCCUCAAGAACUUGGGACAGAAGUUGCUCAUGCAGACAUGGCCAUGUCACCUGCUGCUGAUGGUGUGGCACAGUUCGUAAGUUGUGACGUCAUGUCUUUGUUGGCGAGUAUGCAAAAUGACAGUGCUGGAGAUUGUCAACACUUGAUUUCUGUGUCGGGGGAAAACACUGCUUGUGAUGACAAUAAUUCUCAGGCAAAUGGAGAUUCUUCUAAGCUUGUUGAUUCUUGUGUACUGCAAAACUGUCCAAAUGGCAAAGGGGAAAGGGCUAGUAGUACUGCUCACAUUGAAAGUGGCAUUGCAUCACAUGCCAGUGCGAGAAAUUCACCAUCUUCAUGUUUGCCAGUUACUGAUAGGGCCUGUCCUGUUGGUUCUUGUCUUGAUGGCUCGACAGUUCCUGAUGAGAACUCUUCUGAUGGACAUGGUGAUGGCAACACCCCUGAUGGUAGUGACGAAUCUCUGUGUGUUUCAGAUGAUGACAUGCACUUUUCUGAUGAAUCCAAAAUCCCUCCUGAUAGAGAUACGAUAUAUUUCCCCCCUGUCUCAAGAAGUAAAGAAACAAAACAGAGAGUUUACAACAAACGUCAGGCUUGCUUUUUCUGUUCUAAACUUGUAACAAAAAUCAGCAAGCACUUACUACAUGCUCACAAAGAUGAAGAAGAAGUGAAAAGGAUUGCAUCUAUGGAAGUUAAAACCACAGAGAGGGCCAAAGCUUUUGAACUUUUGCGAAAUCGUGGAAAUUAUUACCACAACAAAAUGGUCAAGGAAUUGAAGCAAGGAGAGCUCAUAAUGGUUAGAAGACCUUCAGAUGAUGGUAGUGACAGCACAGACUAUGGGCCCUGCCCAGAUUGCUUGGGGUUUUAUCGCAUCAGUGACUUUCGAAAGCACAUGAAGUACUACUGCAUUGCCAAGGAAAGUGAAAUAGACACCGAAGACAGUUUCAGAAAUGUAAAGCUUGAAAGUUGUCUACUCAUGAAUGAUUUCGCAGAAGCAUCCCCAUUGGUGAAAACUGUUCUAGUAGGAAUGAAGCAGGACAAGAUAUCCCAAGUGGUGAAGCAAGAUCCCCUAAUAAUUCAGCUGGGAAAUGCACAUAGUCGCACUUUUGGGAUGGACCCGCAGAGAAGAAGGCAUUAUGUUGCUCAAGAAAUGCGACUGGUUGCAAGGCUUAUGAUCAAUCUACAUGAGAUCACACAGUCAAAUGCUUUAGUAGAUGACUUUAUUGAGCCCCAGAAGUUUGACACUGUGGUACGUGGUGUGCGCUUGACAUCAGGCCAGACUGAUGAAAUUGAGCGACCUUCAGUUGCCUUAAAACUGGGCCACACUCUUUCCAAAUUGGCGGCAAUCAAAAGGUGUUCAGCCCUGAGAAGAGGAGACAAGAAAGCUGAGCAGGAGGCCAAGUGUUUCCUUAAGCUCAAAGAAGCUGAAUGGGCCGAGCAGAUCUCAUCAGAAGUCCUUGGCAAAAUUUCUCAGCGCAAGUAUAACAAGGUUACAGAGCUUCCUGAAUCUGAUGAUGUAAAAAUGUUCACAUCAUUCCUGCAAGAAAACAUCGAGAAAGCAACAGUGAACCUGGAACAACGAGCAUCUGCCGUGAAUUUUCGGAGAUGUAGUGAGUUAGUCCUUGCUCGACUCACAACCUUCAACAAACGAAGAACAGGCGAAACAGAGCAGCUUGCUCUCAAGUCGUAUACAAGUCGGCCCAACUGGGAUGCAGCAAGUAUCUCCGACAUAAAGCAGUAUCUGACGCCUCUUGAACGCCACCUAAUGCAGGAAUUGGAUAUGGUGUAUACACGUGGUAAACGCGGGAGGAAAGUACCCAUUCUGAUUCCGGCAGAGACCAAGGCAGCGAUGGAUCAGCUGACAACUUGUCGUGAUGUUUGUGGGGUACCCAAAGAGAAUCCAUACUUCUUUGCUCGACCUGGCUGUAACACCAACCUACGAGCCUGUGAUAGUCUGCGAGAACUCACUAAGGAAGCCAAUUUGCAGAAACCGCAUCUAAUUCGCACCACAAAAAUGCGAAAGUAUACAGCAACAGUAAGCCAGAUCCUCAACCUCAAGGACUCUCAGUUGGAUUGGUUAGCAGACCAUCUUGGACACAGCAUCAAUGUUCACAGAGACUACUAUCGUCUCUCUGCACCCACUAUCGAACUGACAAAAGUAGCCAAACUUAUGUUGGCCAUUGACAGUGGCAAUGUAGGGAAGUUUGUGGGGAAGUCCCUGGACGAAAUAGAUCUUGAUGACAUUCCUGUGCCAGAUAUGGAUUCAGACACUGAAGAAGCUCAAGUCGGUACUUCCGAAGCAGCAGCAGGGUCCACAACGCACACCAGGAAGAAACGAGGCACUGGAGAUGUGACAGAUGUCCGUGCCUCUGCAGUGUCCAGCCCGAUGCAGUCUCCAGAACCAGGUCCCAGGCCAACAGGAGAGUCCAAUGCAGCAGCAGGGUCCACAACGCACACCAGGAAGAAACAACGCACUGGAGAUGUGACAGAUGUCCGUGCCUCUGCAGUGUCCAGCCCGAUGCAGUCUCCAGAACCAGGUCCCAGGCCAACAGGAAAGUCCAAUGGCACUGCUCCCAAAUCUCGAAGGCCAUGGAGCAAAUCCGAAACUUCGGCUGUUUGGACAGGACUACACGAAAUAAUAAAGUGUCACAGAGUUCCUGGUAAAAGUGAGUGUGAAGCAUGCAUGGAAAAAAUGCAUCCUGCUCUCAAUCAGCGGUCGUGGAGGGAUGUUAAGUACAAGGUGAAAACUAUUCUAUGUGGCAUCGAACGGGACAAAGAAAAGAACUGAAACAUUCAUAGAGUUGCAUAGUAUAUCCUUGUUGCAGUUGAAAAAUGUUAACUUUAACAUUUAUUCCACAUUACAGCAAAUGUCCCUAUUUUAUACAUGUAUCAAAUAGGAUCAUUUCUGUCCAUAUUUUGCAGGUUGCACUUGAUUGAAGUGCAAACACAGACUGUUAUUGUCCAUUUAUGCAUGGCAUGAGGAUGAAGGAACAAAUUAUGAUGUUGGAAUACCCAGUGAAAGUUUUUUUAUAUGGGUACAUGUUUUUUUCUUAUUUUUGUGUAAGCCAUAUCGUGUCAACAAUUUUACUUUGCUUUGGUGUACCAAUUAAAAUGUUACGACUUUCAUUUAGAAGAUGAAGUGGACAACCAAUAGAUACUGCAGGUUUUAAGAGUUUAAUAUGGGCGUUUGUAAAACAAAGAAAUUGAAGUUGAUUUCCAUAGUGAAAAGGUAAUAAUUGUAACAUCUCGAUGCAUUUCUUGGUGGAACAUUUACUGUAAGAAAUGGCAAAAUCUUUUCUUGAUGGUGAAGUAAUUUCUUACUGUGGCCAUUUUCAAACAUGGCAGUGCUGCAACAGGGCUGUUUCUAGGCCUAGUCGCUAUGACUGUAUCCAAAUCUAUAGCUUAAAGUAAACGUUACCUGCUGCCAAUUUUAUGUAGAAUUUGGACCUUAGUCCAGUACACAGAGAAUUGGACUCCAUGCAGACACACUGGCAAGUAAUGUGCAAAACAGAACCGAUACCGACCCAACUCGAAACUGACGGGGUCGGGUCGUGUCGGUUUUCCAUCAUUUCAGUCGUGUCGUGUCGUUUUUUUUCAUCAUUUCAGUCGG
Molecule: messenger RNA, 5515 nt
Organism: Patiria miniata (bat star)
Lineage: Eukaryota; Metazoa; Echinodermata; Asteroidea; Valvatida; Asterinidae
Exons: 9
Coding region: 332-4693 (1453 amino acids)
Molecular function (GO): protein binding
Source: RefSeq, a predicted model, not a curated record